GAUCUCUUCUCAGGAAACCAUGUUCAGGUUAUAAACUAAAGGAGAUGACAGGGAGUGGAAUUUUUGCAUCAUCCGGAGAAGAUGACUUGCUAGAGUCUGAAAACCCAAACACUACCACUCCCAGCAACAAAACUGGACUCCGAAUGUAUCAGGUUGCUUCUGGGGUGAGCCAGAUUUCGUUUGGGGAGGAAGAAGCUGUCUCAACGAAGAAACCAACCACACUGCCUGAAGUGGCGAAGCAACGGGAGCUUAGUGGAACUCUUGGGAUUGAAUCAGAUUCGAAGUUGAACAAGCAGAUUUCUGAAGCAAAGAACAAAGAGCUCAGCGGUCAUGACAUCUUUGCUCCACCACCUGAGAUUAAGCCCCGGCCAUUGGCUGCUCGGGCAUUAGCAUUAAGAGAGAGCAUUUCAAUUGGAGAACCGGCUCCUAAUCAUAAUGUGGAAGCAAGCGAAGAAGCAGUUUGCAAGACAGCGAAAAAAAUUCCAAACCAGAAGCUUGCAGAGCUUUCAGGAAAUGGCAUCUUCAAGGGAGAUACUCCCCCAACAUCUGCAGAUAAGCAUCUGAGCUCGGCAAAGCUGAGAGAGAUGAGUGGCAGUAACAUCUUCGCCGACGGAAAAGUAGAAUCUCGGGACUACUAUGGUGGGGUCCGCAAGCCCCCGGGUGGUUCGAGCAGCAUUGCACUCGUGUGACUUGUUAAUUAUUAGUAGGUCGAUCUCUAACUCAAAACCAAACCGGUUCGUUCAUAUAAAUUACAACUGCUUGGUUAUUCGUGUGGUCCUUUUUCUUGUUUUUUUUCUUAAAAUUUGAUGUGUCAAUGUGGGUUGUGUUUGCUGGAGUUGUGUGUUAGAGUUUUAUUAACAAGUCAACCAUAGGUUGGAGAACUGUGAACCGCUUAAGCUAAUUGGGUUGUCUUGUUCAUAAAAUCUGUGCUUUUGU
This is a messenger RNA of Cuscuta campestris, 936 nucleotides long. The record is from the annotation of a GenBank genome assembly. Lineage: Eukaryota; Viridiplantae; Streptophyta; Magnoliopsida; Solanales; Convolvulaceae.